AUGACUGUUUUUCCUCAGGACGCCUUCCACACUCAGGUUAACCCGGAGUGCAGUCCCGCCUCUGUUGCGGUCUCGUUCACCUCGGAGGAGGCAGGCGUGGGUCUCAUCGCGAGCCAAACUUUUGCUCUGAGCGACGAUGUCAUUGAGCGUUCCUUCGGAAACACCAUCGCCGGCGAAGACAUUGACAAGGUGCGAGAUGCUAUUCCCAAUGGAAUGGCUAUCAAGGUGGAAGAGUGCUUGAAGAAGUGCGGCAUUCAGAAGCGUGCUGCUUAG
This is a messenger RNA of Colletotrichum chrysophilum, 273 nucleotides long. RefSeq lists its product as uncharacterized. The transcript has a single exon. NCBI's taxonomy places the organism in Eukaryota, Fungi, Ascomycota, Sordariomycetes, Glomerellales, Glomerellaceae. The record is from RefSeq and is a predicted model, not a curated record. Bases 1 to 273 code for a protein of 90 amino acids.